AUGACCAAUGGGACCCGGCCGAUUCAUUUGCCAACUCUCCCACCCACCGUGAUAUCAAUGUUCCUUCUGUCAAUCGUGGUAGAUUGCGGAUCUAAAUCUUAUUUUUGGCUUCCUUUUAUCCCCUUAAUUAUAAUUUUAAUGGUGGGAACCAAGCUGCAAGUGAUCAUAACAAAAAUGGGCCUAAAGAUUCAAGAACGAGGGAAUGUGGUGAAGGGUACACCGUUGGUUGAACCGGGCGAUGACCUCUUCUGGUUCGAUCAUCCGCGUUUUCUUCUUUUUCUCAUUCACGUCGUUCUUAUGCAGAAUGCAUUUCAACUGGCAUUUUUCGUGUGGGGCACGUAUGUAUUUACCAUAAAUUCUUGCUACCAUAAGAAAAUCGAAGAUAUCAUAAUUAGAAUCUCUAUUGGACCGACCCGAACUUGUCCAAAAAUAUUAUACAUUAAUUUAUGUACUUUUAAUUGUGUGCAGAUGGGAACCAACAUGAGACCAACAAUCUUCGAUGAAAAAGUUGAUGAUGCACUUAAAAACUGGCACCAAACAGCCAAGGAACAAACUAAACAAGGCAAGAACUCGGAGAAUACAACGCCGUUUUCGAGCAGACCAGUAACUACAAUGCGUGGGACGUCUCCGGUUGUCAUGUCCAUGGAUGAGGAAUUAGGGAUUUCAGAAGAGCGGCAUCAACCAAUAUGA
This is a messenger RNA of Hibiscus syriacus, 690 nucleotides long. Its product is annotated as MLO-like protein 6. Gene Ontology annotation, cellular component: membrane. The transcript has 6 exons. Gene Ontology annotation, biological process: defense response. Lineage: Eukaryota; Viridiplantae; Streptophyta; Magnoliopsida; Malvales; Malvaceae. The record is from RefSeq and is a predicted model, not a curated record. The coding region runs from base 1 to 690 and encodes 229 amino acids.